AUGGUUGGAACCUUUCCCACUUGGUUGUUACAAAAUAACACCAAAUUACAAGUUCUAAGUUUGAGGAACAACUCAUUCUCAGGAAUCCUUCAAGUGCCCAACUCUAAGUGCAUUUUACUUCAUGUAGAUAUUUCCAGCAACAAUUUCACAGGUCAGUUGCCCGAGAAUAUAGGUACAAUUUUGCCUAACUUGUCGUAUAUAGACAUGUCAAAGAAUUGUUUAGAAGGCAAUAUUCCUUCUUCAAUGGGUGAAAUGAAAAGACUCAGUAUUCUGGAUUUGUCUCGCAAUAAUUUUUCAGGAGAGUUACCUAAUCAUUUUGUUGAUGGUUGCUUCUCAUUAGAAUUACUAAGACUAUCGGAUAACAAAUUUCAUGGGCAGAUUUUUCCUAGACAGAUGAACCUAACUCAAUUGCAGUGGUUAUACUUGGAUAACAACUUUAGUGGGAAGAUUGGAGAUGGGCUCUUAAAUGCAACUUUUUUAUAUUUCUUAAAUAUCUCCAACAACAAGGUAUCUGGUCAAAUUCCUUCUUGGAUUGGUAAUUUUUCAUCUCUUGCUUAUCUUUUAAUGUCAAAGAAUCUUUUAGAAGGUACUAUUCCCAUUCAACUAAACAAUCUCAAAAGCCUUGAAAUGCUAGACAUCUUUGAAAAUAGGUUGUUUGGAUCCAUAGCAAUUGACUUUAAUCUUUUAUCAGUGAGCUAUCUUUACAUGCAAAAGAACGCUCUUAGUGGAUCAAUUCCAAGUUCAUUGUUCGAAAGCUUUGAAUUGAUUACACUUGAUUUGAGAGAGAACAAAUUUUCUGGAAAUAUCGAUCCACAUUGGUUUAAUGAUCAUUCAGCUCUUAAGUUUCUUCUUUUGUCAGGCAAUCACCUACAAGGCCAUAUUCCUAACCAAUUGUGUCGACUACAAAACCUAGGUCUCUUAGAUCUUUCACAUAACAGACUCAAUGGAUCAAUACCUUCAUGCUUUACUAAUUUGACACGUUGGAGAAAGGUAGAGACUGAAUGGAAAGAUUUCUUUCCAAGGUAUGGUUUCGAUGUUCCUAGUGAUGCACAAGGGUUUUACAACCAUGAUUCAUCCAUUACUAUGGAGGAAGAAUCUAGUGGAUUUGCAAGUGUAGAAGUAACCCUUGAAGUAGAAUUUACGAUGAAAAAUAGAUUUGAGUCUUACAAGGGUUAUCCUCUUGGAAAGGUUGUUGGAUUGGAUCUGUCAGACAAUGAAUUAACUGGUGAAAUCCCAUCAAAAAUUGGAGACCUCCAAGGAAUCAUUGCAUUGAAUUUGUCUUAUAAUUUGUUAUCAGGACCUAUUCCAAAGAGCUUUUCCAAUCUGAAAGAGAUAGAGAGCCUAGACCUUUCCCACAAUAAUUUAAGUGGCCAAAUUCCUACACAAUUAACUCAAUUAAAUUAUUUGGAGGUCUUCAACGUGGCACACAAUAACUUAUCUGGAUCCAUUCCUGAUCAAGCUCAGUUUGGGAGUUUUAAUGAAAGCGAUUAUGAAGGUAAUCCUUAUCUUUGUGGCCAAUUAAUUAAGAAAAGCUGCACUAAUGAGCCAAUACCACCACCUCUAGCAUCCAUUGAAAAAGAAGAUGAUAAUGAAUCUUCUAUUGACAUGGUUAUGGUUUUAUUUCAUUGA
Pistacia vera is the source of this 1629-nucleotide messenger RNA. Its product is annotated as receptor-like protein 15. The record is from RefSeq and is a predicted model, not a curated record. The transcript is spliced from 2 exons. NCBI's taxonomy places the organism in Eukaryota, Viridiplantae, Streptophyta, Magnoliopsida, Sapindales, Anacardiaceae. The coding region runs from base 1 to 1629 and encodes 542 amino acids. Gene Ontology annotation, molecular function: protein binding.